Gossypium arboreum is the source of this 568-nucleotide messenger RNA. RefSeq lists its product as uncharacterized. The transcript has a single exon. The coding region runs from base 90 to 383 and encodes 97 amino acids. NCBI's taxonomy places the organism in Eukaryota, Viridiplantae, Streptophyta, Magnoliopsida, Malvales, Malvaceae. Gene Ontology annotation, molecular function: calcium ion binding; enzyme regulator activity. The record is from RefSeq and is a predicted model, not a curated record.
UGCCACUAAAAUCAAUCUUUUCAAGCAUCUCAUGGUAGAUUGGCACCAUAAAAAGCACAUACAGUUCUUUCAUUAGAAUUAUCAGAGGCAUGGCGAUCAUGCGGUGUAUCGAUGUCCAACCAAGCAACGAAAUGACGGUGGAUGAAUUCAAAGCAUGGCUACGGCGUUUCGAUGCGGAUCACGACGGGCGGAUCAACCAGGAAGAGCUGAAAGAGGCACUGCAUAGCCUGAGAGUUAAGUUUGGAUGGUGGAAAGCACGUCAAGGGAUGAAAGAAGCGGAUUGCAACCAUGAUGGCCAAAUUGAGAACGCCAAGGAGAUUGAGAAGCUGGUGAAUUAUGCUCAGAAACGCUUGCAUAUGAAAAUUUAUCAAAGCGAUUGGUGAUUUGAUUUUGCAAACCACUAAAUGCAAGUGUAACUAUUUAACAAAUAUGUGUCUAUGUAUUAUUAAUAAUGACUCUUAAGAUUGUGUACGCUUGCUUUGUGGAUUUUCCUACUUAUUUCAAUCCAGGUUCUGUAAUAAUUUGUUUAUCUUUUAUUUCUCCAAUAUCAUUUGAUACAAUCAUAUAA